AUAUACACCCGCAUAACUGUAUCUAUCUGUAUGUAUAUAAAAUAUAUAUAUAACUGUAUGUAUAUAUACAGACCAUUUGACAUUGAGUACCAAAUGUCUGUUAACUCUUUCUUCUCCCGUCGAGUAUAUUAAAUACUCCGGGUUCAGCUUUGGAUUCCCAUUCGAAAAUCGAAGCUCCAUUUUUUUCUGCAAUGGCGAGGAAAAUGAGAUUCUCCUCUCUCUCCUUGUUUGCGGUUUUAUUUGCGGCGGCGGCGGUGGCGGCGGUGGUGAAUUCGGAGCGGUCUGAUACGAGGUUUCUGCUCACCGAUAAUUCCACUGGAGGACAAAAACAUUCCGAAGAGUACUGUGCUAUGUACAACAUUUGCGGAGCGCGCAGCGAUGGGAAAGUACUAAAUUGCCCUCUUGGUUCUCCCUCGGUCACGCCCGACGAGUUGCUAUCGGAGAAGAUUCAGAGUUUGUGCCCAACAAUUACCGGAAACGUAUGUUGUACCGAGGCGCAGUUCAAUACAUUACGAACUCAAGUCCAGCAAGCAAUUCCGUUUCUUGUGGGUUGUCCGGCAUGCUUGAGAAAUUUCUUGAAUCUAUUCUGCGAGCUUACGUGUUCGCCUAACCAGAGUCAAUUUAUUAACGUGACUUCGAUUUCGAAGGCUAAGGGAAAUUUGACAGUUGACGGAAUAGAUUUUUAUAUAACCGACGCUUUUGGGGAGGGAAUGUUCGAAUCGUGCAAAGAAGUGAAAUUUGGUACUAUGAAUACUCGAGCCAUAGAAUUCAUCGGUGCCGGUGCUAAAAAUUUCAGAGAGUGGUAUGCGUUUAUCGGAAGACGGGCCGGGCUUGGUGUACCGGGAUCACCGUAUUCGAUCAAUUUCUUGUCGGGUGUUCCGGAAUCUUCCGGAAUGAAACCUAUGAACGUGUCCACGUAUUCGUGCGGUGACACUUCCUUGGGAUGCUCGUGUGGCGAUUGUCCGAAUUCGGCGGUUUGUUCUAAUUCUGCUUCUCCUGCGCCUCCGAAGAAAAGUUCAUGUUCAGUCAGAAUAGGGUCUAUAAAGGCGAAAUGCGUUGAAGUGGCCGUGGCGAUACUGUACGUUGUACUCGUCUCUGUAUUUCUCGGGUGGGGUUUCUUCUACAAGAAGAGGAAAACGAGCCCUGUAUCUAGAACAAAACCGUUAGUUAAUGUACCCAAUGGUGGCAUCAUUCGGCGUGUUAACAGUCGAAAAGACGAAAAUAUCCCUAUGCAGAUGCUCGAGGAUGUUCCGCAAAUUACGAACGGAGUACAGCUUUCGAUUGUGCAAGGAUAUAUGUCGAAGUUCUACAGGAGAUACGGAACAUGGGUAGCUAGAAAUCCCGUUCUCGUACUGUGCUCGUCAGUUGGUAUCGUACUUGUGCUUUGCUUAGGUCUCGUACGUUUUCAAGUCGAGACGAGGCCCGAGAAGUUAUGGGUGGGGCCCGGAAGCAGAGCUGCCAAAGAGAAGCAAUUCUUCGACACUCAUCUCUCACCCUUUUACAGAAUCGAACAGCUCAUAAUAGCAACAAUUCCGGAUACGCAUGGGAAAGCACCGAGCAUCGUGACGGAUAGUAGUAUCAGUUUAUUAUUUGAUAUACAAAAAAAGGUCGAUGCCAUCAGAGCUAAUUAUUCUGGUUCGAUGGUAUCUCUUACUGACAUUUGCUUGAAGCCACUUGGCAAUGAUUGUGCCACUCAAAGUAUUCUUCAGUAUUUCAAGAUGGAUCCUCAAAACUAUGACAGCUUCGGUGGUCUGGAUCACGUCGAAUACUGUUUUCAGCAUUAUACGUCAGCAGAAACAUGCAGCAGUGCAUUUAAAGCCCCACUCGAACCAAGCACUGCUCUUGGUGGUUUCUCCGGGAAUAACUAUUUGGAGGCGUCUGCAUUCAUUGUGACUUAUCCCGUGAACAACGAAAUCGACAAAGAAGGGAACGGUACGAAAAGGGCAGUGGCAUGGGAGAAAGCCUUCAUUCAGCUGGCAAAGGACGAGCUCUUACCGUUGGUCCAGUCUAGAAAUUUAACACUUUCAUUUUCGUCGGAAAGCUCUGUCGAGGAAGAAUUAAAAAGAGAAAGUACUGCCGAUGCUAUCACUAUUUUGAUAAGCUAUCUUGUAAUGUUUGCUUACAUAUCAUUGACUCUUGGAGACACGUCUCGUUUGUCCACAUGCUAUAUCUCCUCUAAGGUAUUGCUUGGCCUAUCGGGAGUUAUGCUCGUUAUGCUUUCCGUACUUGCGUCUGUCGGAUUUUUCAGUGCAGUUGGAAUGAAAUCAACACUAAUAAUAAUGGAAGUCAUCCCUUUUCUCGUUUUGGCCGUUGGGGUGGACAACAUGUGCAUACUUGUUCAUGCAGUAAAGAGACAACAAGUGGAACUGCCGAUCGAGGGAAGAAUUAGUAACGCACUUGUAGAAGUGGGGCCCUCUAUUACACUAGCUAGUCUAUCCGAGGUUUUGGCAUUCGCAGUCGGAAGCUUCAUUCCUAUGCCAGCCUGUCGCGUCUUCUCCAUGUUUGCCGCACUAGCGGUCCUCUUGGAUUUUCUUCUUCAAGUUACGGCAUUUGUCGCCUUGAUCGUCUUUGACUUUUUGAGAGCCGAGGGUAAUCGAGUUGACUGUUUCCCUUGCGUCAAAGUAUCUGGUUCGAAUGGAGAGUCGGAGCAAGGCAGUCAUCAACAGAAACCCGGACUUCUAGCUCGAUAUAUGAAGGAAAUUCACGCUCCGAUUCUGAACAUUUGGGGUGUAAAACUGCUCGUUAUCUGUGCAUUCGGUGCAUUUACAUUGGCAAGCAUUGCACUGUGUUCAAGAAUCGAACCUGGUUUAGAACAGCAAAUCGUUCUUCCUCGAGACUCGUAUCUUCAGGGGUACUUUAAUAAUAUCUCGGAAUAUCUUAAAAUCGGUCCGCCGCUCUAUUUUGUGGUUCAAAACUACAAUUUCAGCUCCGAAUCAAGACAAACAAAUCAGCUCUGUUCGAUCAGCCGGUGUGACUCUAAUUCUCUUUUAAACGAGAUUGCAAGAGCAUCUUUAGUACCGGAAUCGAGUUAUAUAGCUAAACCGGCAGCUUCAUGGCUCGACGAUUUUCUAGUUUGGCUAUCUCCUGAAGCGUUUGGUUGUUGUCGGAAAUUCGCGAAUGGGGGCUAUUGCCCGCCCGAUGAUCAGCCGCCUUGUUGUUCAUCUACUGGUGGUUCGUGUGGACUCAGCUCAGUGUGCCAAGACUGUACAACGUGUUUUCGACACUCGGAUUUACAAAACGACCGGCCAUCAACAGCACAAUUCAAGGAAAAGCUGCCGUGGUUCCUCAGUGCUUUACCCUCUGCUGACUGUGCAAAAGCUGGAAACGGGACGUAUACCGGCAAUGUUGAGCUCAAAGGCUUUGAGGACGGAAUUAUUCAUGCAUCAGCAUUUCGGACAUAUCACACACCCCUUAAUAAACAGGCUGACUAUGUCAACUCAAUGAGAGCUGCGCGUGAGUUCAGUUCUAGGAUGUCUGAAUCUUUACAGAUUGAAAUAUUUCCGCACGCUGUAUAUUAUACGUUCUUCGAGCAGUACCUUAACAUAUGGAAGACAGCUAUGAUCAACCUUGCUAUUGCUAUUGGCGCGGUAUUCGUUGUUUGCUUAGUUAUCACAUGCAGUUUCUGGACUUCGGCGAUAAUUCUACUUGUUUUGACAAUGAUUGUCGUGGAUCUUUUGGGGAUAAUGGCUUUAUUAAAUAUCCAGCUGAACGCGCUCUCGGUUGUGAACCUUGUUAUGUCAGUGGGUAUUGCGGUUGAGUUCUGUGUCCAUAUUACGCAUGCUUUCUUGGUGACUAGCGGAGAUAGGAAUCAACGGAUGAAGGAAGCUUUGACAACAAUGGGGGCUUCUGUAUUUAGUGGAAUCACCCUCACGAAGCUAGUUGGAGUGCUCGUUCUUUGCUUUUCGAGGACAGAAGUUUUUGUGGUUUACUAUUUCAAAAUGUAUCUUGCAUUGGUGCUUCUCGGUUUCUUGCACGGGCUAGUCUUUUUACCUGUACUAUUGAGCAUGUUUGGUCCACCAUCGAGGUGUGUGCUCAUAGAGAAGCAAGAAGAUCGACCAUCGACGUCAUCACAAUUUUAAUUUAAUUGUGAUGCAUCGGAAAAAUUAUUUAUUUAAUUAAUUUUUUUUCCUUUUUUUUAUUUAUUUUGGGUAGGUAACACAGUUUUCUUCUCCUUUUGGUGGGAAAUUAUUUUAUUAGGUAGUUAGUUAUUGCAUGUACAAAUAGUAGGAUGAGAGAACUAAGUGGUCCAAUUGUAAAGUUUAUUUAUAUUGUUCCCUUUUUGUAGUGUAAGAGAUGAAACAAAAUAUUUGUGUACUUGUAAUUUUAAUUUAAUAUCACUUCAUUUAAGGAGAAAUCCUGUUUUUUGUUAAUUGAGUGUUUGA
Erythranthe guttata (spotted monkey flower) is the source of this 4382-nucleotide messenger RNA. RefSeq lists its product as uncharacterized. Lineage: Eukaryota; Viridiplantae; Streptophyta; Magnoliopsida; Lamiales; Phrymaceae. Gene Ontology annotation, biological process: sterol transport. Gene Ontology annotation, molecular function: sterol binding; lipid carrier activity. The record is from RefSeq and is a predicted model, not a curated record. Gene Ontology annotation, cellular component: membrane.